Bicyclus anynana (squinting bush brown) is the source of this 1943-nucleotide messenger RNA. Its product is annotated as cytoplasmic dynein 2 intermediate chain 2-like. NCBI's taxonomy places the organism in Eukaryota, Metazoa, Arthropoda, Insecta, Lepidoptera, Nymphalidae. Gene Ontology annotation, cellular component: ciliary plasm; cytoplasmic dynein complex. Gene Ontology annotation, biological process: intraciliary transport. The transcript is spliced from 9 exons. The record is from RefSeq and is a predicted model, not a curated record. Gene Ontology annotation, molecular function: dynein heavy chain binding; dynein light chain binding. Bases 150 to 1565 code for a protein of 471 amino acids.
UCGAGAUAAAACCAUAGAGAAUAAAGUCAUUAAAAAAAACUCGUUGCCAUGACAACCCAUAUCCAAGUAAACAAAUAAAAAGUUAUUGUAACGUUAGAAUAAAUUGUAAUUUAAACAUAUUAUAAUUUAACUGUUAUGUUAAACUGAAUAUGUCAAACUUAACUGGUUUCGACAGUGAGGCGGUGGGUUUCGACUGUGUAAGUCAAAACAGCAGACCGAGUAAAAGCAGCGCUUCCCAAACAACAGAGUUUGUUGAGAUUGGCACUGGUUCCCAAACCAAUACGUCAGAGGACACCAGUUCUAUGGUGUGCCCUGAAGAUUUGAAAGCAGAGGUUGUGAACAAAGAAUAUCCUCCUCCAGGUCUGAACGAGUUCCUGCGCAGAGUGGUGCCGGCCAUGAUGCAGCAGUUGGACCAGAAUGACGCCGCUCUCUCCAGCGACUCGUCAGACUCUGACGACGAGGAUGCUGUUAGCGCUAAGCUGUUACAGGAGAUCAGCCUGCAGCGCGCGGCAGGCGACCACGGCUCAGUGCUGGGCGUCACGUGGAGCGGCGCCGGCAACUCGCUGGCAGCGUGCGUGGGGCAGCACGGUGCUCGCGCCGAGAGCGCUGGCGUGGUCAGCGUGUACACGCUCAAGCAAAGCGAGGACAGGUUCGUACACUCUGCAGACUUGGCCGAGAAGAGUUGCGUGACGGCGCUACAGUAUCACCCCUCACUAGCUGGCUUGUUAGCGUACGGUACCAGCUCGGGAGAAGUGGUAGUUUACAAUCUGUCCGACGGGGGCGACUGCAAGCUGGCGUCGGCCGACGACCGCCACGGCUGUCGACGCGUGUCGGCGCUGCGCUGGGCCGACGCACCGCUCGUUGACAGGUUCCUCGCGCUGACCCACAAGACACCCAGGAGGGCGGACCAGGUGCUGGUGUCUGCGGGCGCGGACGGCACGCUGGACGCUUGGCACGUCAACGCCGGCGUGCCGCUCUUCGAGCACAUAGUUCAGUACGCCGUCAGCGAGGCACGCGGCCGACCUGCUGACGUCACGUGCUUCGACUUCGUCAAGAGUCCGUCGAGACCCGACGUGUUUGUUGUUGGCACCAAGAGCGGCAAGCUGAGUCUGUGCAAGGUCCAGCCUGCGUCCGCCGGCGUAGACCCGUCGUAUGUCGUCGUCCAGCCGCACGCCGCCAGCGUACUGGACGCGCAGUUCAGCCGCCAAGAAACGCACGUGUUCGCGUCCGUCUCCGUGGACGCGGAGCUACGGCUCUACGACAUAGACCAGAGUGCACCGCUGCAGGUGCUUUGGCUGCACGCGCCGGUGUGGUGCCUGUGCUGGGCGGGCCCGCGCCUGCUGCUCGGGCUGGGGGGCCUCGAGCCGGCGCUGCGAGCGUACGAGGCCCGCGCCGGCAGGCCUCUGCGCGCCGCAGGCCUCGCGGCGCGGGGGCCUGUGCGCUGCGUCGCCGCUAAUAGCGGCUCUAGUGGCGCACUGGUGGCGACGGGCGACGACGCCGGAACAGUCCACGUGUGGGAGCUGCCUUCGCUGGUGAAGCAUCGCAGCUCAAAAUGUACAGCUUAAUACCACAGAGUAACCAGAGAGUUUUUACAAACUGCGUGCUGAAGCCGAUACUAGAGGCUGAAAUGCUUGUUUAGCCCCGCUGUGGAGUGGUAAUAUGACAGUGUUUUUGAGAAAGAGUAUAUACUACUCUUUCUAUAACUGUUUAAAUAUUAAAAUGAGUUUCAAAGAUUAUAGAUUGUUUGUUUUGGUAAAUCAUAAAGAUGCAAAAUAUUAAAUUUUCUACCAUUUCUACCAAGCCCAAUAAUUAGUUGAGCUGGCAAGACGUCAGACAAAGACACACAACCAGUGGGAGCCGUCUCGCCAGGGCCGCUUUUAGCUAGCUAUCACCUAUAACGAAAUAGCUAUCUUAAUACGAAGACAUUAGAUCUCAUUUUAGCU